CUGUCCCUCCACCAGAGUGCCAGCUGGUCCCAGCUUUGUAUAGAGCACCUAUUCUCUAUCAGGCUGCCCAGAUCUGAAGAAGACGCCUAACCACACCCCCUCACCCAAAAAAAGUGUUUUGACAGAGGAGCCUCUUGAGGUUUUCUCAACGAAAGCUUGAAAAGCUCCAGUAAAUCGACCGGCCUUCUAUUCUGUGGGAUGAUCCUUAGGAAGGGACAAUGGCUGAAGAUUACUUCGAGGCAUCCGGAGGGCGAAAUCGAGAGUCAUUUAGAGAGAAUGGCAAGCGUUGAAUGAACGCCUCCCAUCACCACCGCCGCUCUGAGUCGGCUAAGAGAAAUCUUUGCCAUAACUCUUCAGCUGGGCUCUUUGGGAAAGCCAGAUUUCCUCACCAGCUCAGGCGAUCGAGUCCGGCGUCCGGGGUGCAUGUUGAACCCCAAGAAUGAGUCUUCCUUCUCGGCUCCCUCCCCCACCCCUCAUCAAAGCUGGAAAACCUCCCACUUACCUGAAUCCUGGAGGAAUCUGACUCCGCUCACCGGACCUCUGGCUGCGGCGUCUUUCUCUUCCUGCCUCUUGUGAGUCCCCCACUCCCACCCCGGGUCUCGCCUGGCAGGCGGAGGAGUCCGUUCCAGUCCGGGCCCGGAUCCAUCCCUCCAGGAUCGCGUCGGCCAGAAGUUCGCCUCUCCCCUCUGACGCACUUUAAAGAGUCUCCCCCUUCAACCUCAAGGCGAGUAAUAGCGACCAAUCAUCAACCCAUUUACCAGGCUUCAGAGGAAGCUGUUUAUGUGAUCCUCGGCACUAAUUAGGCUCAUGAACUAACAAAUCGUUUGCACCACCUUGGGCAAAGGGACCCGAUCGCUCUCCUGCAUGGAUUGCCGCUGGACCUAGUAGGGACCGCCUUUGCCGCUGCUCAGAAGAAGGCAAGCGCGGGUGGGGGAGGCAAGAGGAAAAGGAGGAGGAAAGGGGGGGGAAAUAAUAAAGGCAGAACUUCGCCCAGCAACUUUCUCCCCCCCCUUUCUUUUGCCGGAUGAAGUGAGCGGAGAAGAGCGGGUGCAGAGCGCGUCUCCCGGGCGGGCACUCGCCUCUUCAUGUGGCCAGCUGGCUUGGCUCCUGCCUUUGCUGGCGGCUGCCCGGUCGCCGGGCUCUGGAUCUAGGGAGCCCGAUCUACUCCCCGGGACCUCGACGAGGAGAAGCGGCGGCGGCGGCGGCGGCAGGAGCCGCAGCCCGGAGGCCAGUUUGCUCGGUGCUUCUCGGCCAGGAUGUUCCAAGCCGCCCCGAAGCGCUGCUUCACCAUCGAGUCGCUGGUGGCCAAAGACAGCCCCGUCUUGCCCGCCUCCCGUGCCGAGGAUCCCAUCCGGCCGGCGGCGCUGAGCUACGCCAACGCCAGCCCCGUGAACCCUUUCCUCAACGGCUUCCACGCCGGCGGCCGGGGAGUCUAUUCCAACCCGGACUUGGUCUUUGCCGAAGCCGUCUCGCACCCGCCCAACCCCGCCGCCGUCCCAGUCCACCCGGUGCCCCCGCCUCACGCCUUGGCCGCCCACCCGCUGCCCGCCUCGCAUUCGCCUCACCCGCUCUUCGCCUCGCAGCAGAGGGACCCCGCCACCUUCUACCCCUGGCUCAUACACAGAUACAGAUAUCUAGGCCAUCGCUUCCAAGGCAAUGAAACCAGCCCGGAGAGUUUCCUCUUGCACAAUGCCCUAGCCAGGAAACCUAAACGGAUCCGCACCGCCUUUUCCCCAUCUCAGCUACUGAGACUGGAGCACGCUUUUGAGAAAAAUCACUACGUCGUAGGGGCAGAGAGAAAGCAACUGGCGCACAGCCUCAGUCUCACGGAAACUCAGGUAAAAGUUUGGUUUCAGAACCGAAGGACAAAGUUCAAGCGGCAGAAGUUGGAAGAGGAAGGCUCAGACUCUCAACAAAAGAAAAAAGGGACUCAUCAUAUUAACCGGUGGAGGAUCGCCACCAAACAAGCCAGCCCGGAAGAGAUCGACGUCACGUCAGAUGAUUAAAUCAGCCCCUUUAAAAAGAAAGAAGCAAAGAAAAAGAAGCCGACGGAGAAGCAAAACUCUAGGCGGGCACUUAAAAGACUUUUCCACGAACAACUCAAGUGUUAAAGGCUCGUGAGCAACCCCAGGAAAGUGAGUGGCGUGGCAGGGCGAGAGGGACAGGAACCGGCUCUGUCACAAGGCGAUUCUCGUGUUUAGAGAGAGGCCGUUGGGAGGGGCGAGACGCAGCCGGCCAGCUAGCCAGACGUCAGUCCAUACACGGCGGCCUUCCGGGUCCUGCACUGGUACAAAAAAUAAAAGAGGGGCGGGAGGGGAGAGAGGGAAUCUUUCAAUCAAAGCCAAACCACCAAGAGGAGGUGGUUUACAAAUAUUCCGUUUCUCGCCAUUCAAAACCAAAACACUCCAAAUUUUAAAGGGAUCUUGCACUCUCUCUCUCUCUCUCUCUCUCUUACACACACACACCCAACCGUACAGGACACUUUGCAGUUGACGAGGGAUUUAUUCUUAUCCAUAAUGAUUCUGAUUUUCUCUCAGUCUUUAGGAGAGAAAAUCCCACACCCAGCCAAAAUCGACACACCUGUUUCAGAAACUUGAACUGCAUGCUUUUUUAAAAUUAAAAAUGAAUAAAAACCUUGAAGGGGGAAAGAAAGAGGGACGAGGGCUUUUAAAAAAACACCCCACCGGUUCCUAGUGUCAUGCAGACACGAACUGUGCUUCCCCUCUCCUCCCCUCCUCAGAGACAGGUUCUGUGUGCUUUUUAAAUUUAUUUUACAAGAAACUGUGCAGUCUGUAAACCUUUUUAUGAUGACUUCUGGCGUCAACGUGGUUGUGAAAACUCAAUGAAGUAGCGGUAACAAAUUCUAUUUUUAAAUUUUUGCUUCCCCAAAAUUGAUAACCUUUGAGAAACAAAGGAGUUGGGUUAUUGGGGGGAGGGGAGGGAAACUUUGCUGCGUGAAUGAAUAAAUAAAGAUUUUUUUUAAAAAAAAUAGUCCCCAUUCAAAAACUCCAGUUACUCUUUUUCUCCCCUUCCCCUUUGAGGGGGCUGUGCUGGGACAAACACACAGGACUUCAGACAGAGCAGGGAUCUUGGAGAUCUCUCUAUAGACACGAUUUCCACCCAGGCCCCGUGUUCACUGGGGACAAAUUUCAAGCACUGAUGUUGAUGAUCCAAGACAAUAGAGCUACUAAAAAUGAGAAAUGUUUCCUUCAUGUCUUCUUUACCAGAAUGUAAAUAUUUUUGUGGGGUUUUUGUGUUUAAUUUGUUAGAAUUCUAACACACUAUAUACUUCCAAGAAGUAUCUCAAUGUCAAUAUUUUGUCAAUAAAGAUUUAUCAAUAUGGCCUAACAA
This is a messenger RNA of Rhineura floridana, 3351 nucleotides long. RefSeq names its product empty spiracles homeobox 2 (gene EMX2). Gene Ontology annotation, biological process: neuron differentiation; central nervous system development; regulation of DNA-templated transcription. The transcript has 3 exons. Lineage: Eukaryota; Metazoa; Chordata; Lepidosauria; Squamata; Rhineuridae. The record is from RefSeq and is a predicted model, not a curated record. Gene Ontology annotation, molecular function: DNA-binding transcription factor activity, RNA polymerase II-specific; DNA binding. The coding region runs from base 1257 to 2006 and encodes 249 amino acids.